GUGGCCCUCAACAAGCACAGCAUCGAAGAUCACGUAAAGACGAUGCACAGCAGCGGACGACCUUACCAGUGUGGGAUUUGCAAGUACACCAGCGUCGAAGAAUCAUGAUAUUUCAGUGGAAAGUUCGAGUUCACGCGUCUAUCAAACAUCCGGAAACGCCAUGCCUUCAAAUGCUCACUGUAGCCUCACACAGUAAACCCUACCUCUACAUCAGAGAACUUUUCCCGGAUAUUGCAGCCUUGCUGCCCGAAGACGAAGUUGACGAAAUGCUCUAUGGUUUCCGACAACUCAAUCCAUCCGUGUUGCUCUCAGUGCCGACCUCACUCAAUUCGCUUUCUGACACAGUUGCUGAUAACACUGUCGCUGAUUCUACCUCAUGUUUUGACCUCAAACCACCCAAACCUCCGGCACCGCUCAACGAAGAGACUCCGAUGUUACCAGAUCCAUUCCAAACGAUAUUCCUUGAAUUGCUAAACAAUCAGCAUGCUCCUCUCCCUAUUAAACCAUCUCCUAUACGGAAAAAUCAUAAUGCGUUAUCUGUCGAACGAUUCGGAAGUAGAGUGGAGUGCGCGAUGUGUAAAGCGCCAGUGGAGAGUAAGCGAACAAUGCUCGUCGGUCAUGCCAAGUCCCAUUGCCCUCAAAGACAGUGGCAAUGCCCCCAUUGUGAAACGACGGCCGCCUUCCAUUCAAAACUGAAACUGCACGUUCAAAACGCUCAUAAGAGCGACGCCGAACCCAUGGAUAUGUACUCAGCCGAAUUGGAAAACAAAUGGCUCGAACUGUUCCGGCAGUGCUUUCCGCAAUUCGCUCAGCAAUGUUACGUCGAAGAUUGGAAAUUCCGUUCGAAACAACAGCAACAUCUGCACAGUAUGUCAGUAGACGAAUGGAACACACGAGGUACUGAAAGUGGCGAACAACUAAGACGUACAAUUCUGAUCGAUCCGGAAGAGCCACGAAAAGAAGUCGAGGAGAAACAAGAAUUUCAUCACAACACCUCAUCAAACGGACUCCAACAUCAUUCCAUUCCACCACAACCGUAUCCUAACAACAGUGCUUCUGUGUAA
Cooperia oncophora is the source of this 1064-nucleotide messenger RNA. NCBI's taxonomy places the organism in Eukaryota, Metazoa, Nematoda, Chromadorea, Rhabditida, Trichostrongylidae. The record is from the annotation of a GenBank genome assembly.